CCUGCCCGAGCGCAUCGGUUCAGCCACGAGCCUGAGCAGCACCAUCAUCAACAACCGGCUCCAGGAGCUGGUGAAGCUCUUCAAAGAGAGGACCGAGAAGGUGAAGGAGAAGCUGACUGACCCCGAUGUCACCUCAGAGGAGGAGAGCCCUGCGGCAUCCCCUGCCAAGCCGGUGCCUGUGGCAGGACCGGGGCCCCCCCCCCGAAAGGGGGACGAGCCGGUGGGGGACGAGCACUACUGCGAGAUGCUGUGCUGCACCUUCAAGUACCGGCCCUGGCUGGACCGCCUGAAAAACUGCCAGCUCCCCAGCAGCAUCGACCCGCUCACCAAUCUGAUGUACGUGCUGUGGCUGUUCUUCGUUGUCAUGGCCUGGAACUGGAACUGCUGGCUGAUCCCUGUCCGCUGGGCUUUCCCCUACCAGACGCCGGCAAACAUCCACUGCUGGCUGCUCCGGGGCCUCCUCGUGGACUACCUCUGCGACCUCGUCUAUCUGCUGGACAUCCUCGUCUUUCAAACCCGGCUGCAGUUUGUCCGGGGAGGGGACAUAAUAACCGAUAAAAAGGCCAUGAAAGAGAACUACCUGCGAUCACAACGCUUUAAGAUGGAUGUGGUGUGCCUUCUGCCCCUGGAUUUCUUCUACUUCAAAGUCGGUGUCAACCCGCUCCUGCGCUUCCCUCGCUGUCUGAAGUACAUGGCCUUCUUCGAGUUCAACAACCGCCUGGAGGCCAUCCUGAGCAAGGCGUACAUCUACAGAGUGAUCCGGACCACUGCCUAUUUACUGUACAGCUUGCACGUGAACUCCUGCCUCUACUACUGGGCAUCAGCCUACGAAGGACUGGGCUCUACCACCUGGGUCUACGAUGGGGAAGGAAACAGCUACAUCCGCUGCUACUACUGGGCAGUCAAAACCCUCAUCACCAUCGGGGGCCUGCCAGACCCCAAGACGCUGUUCGAGAUCGUCUUCCAGCUGCUGAACUACUUCACGGGUGUCUUUGCUUUCUCCGUCAUGAUAGGGCAGAUGAGAGACGUGGUCGGCGCCGCUACUGCAGGGCAAACUUACUAUCGGAGCUGCAUGGACAGUACCAUUAAAUACAUGAACUUCUACAGAAUCCCCAAAACUGUUCAGAACCGGGUGAAGACGUGGUACGAGUACACAUGGCAUUCGCAAGGCAUGCUAGGUGAGAUCCAAGCACUCCGAGGGUUGCCCAAAGCCUCAUCCAACCUGGCCUUGAACGUGAACUACAACAUCGUGAGCAAAGUGGCCCUCUUCCAGGGCUGCGACAGGCAGAUGAUCUUCGACAUGCUGAAGCGGCUCAGAUCGGUGGUCUACCUGCCUAAUGACUUCGUGUGUAAGAAGGGGGAAAUCGGCCGCGAGAUGUACAUCAUCCAGGCGGGGCAGGUGCAGGUGCUGGGGGGACCCGACGGCAAAGCCGUGCUGGUGACGCUGAAAGCUGGAUCCGUGUUCGGAGAAAUAAGCUUGCUGGCGGCAGGAGGGGGGAACCGCCGAACGGCGAACGUCGUAGCGCACGGCUUCGCCAACCUUUUCAUCUUGGAUAAGAAGGACCUGAAUGAGAUUUUGGUGCAUUAUCCGGAGUCUCAGAAGCUGCUGCGUAAGAAGGCCAAGAAAAUGCUGAAAAACAACAAUAAACCCAAAGAUGAGAAAGGAGCACUCAGAGACCCUCUGAUCAUCCCCCUGAAAGCUGACACCCCGAAGCUCUUCCAGGCUGCCCUGGCCGCCACGGGGAGGAUGGGGGGCAAAGGGCCACUGGCACAGCUCCGCUGGAGGCUGAAGGAGCUGAAGGCGUUGCAGGCAAGGCAG
Molecule: messenger RNA, 1819 nt
Organism: Tauraco erythrolophus (red-crested turaco)
Lineage: Eukaryota; Metazoa; Chordata; Aves; Musophagiformes; Musophagidae
Source: RefSeq, a predicted model, not a curated record